GUUUCAUUUUUAAACUUGUGUGGUGUGUGUCGCGGUGGACGAGAGUGGCACCAAACAAGAAACAAUGGCGACAGCGGCGACUGCAGCGGGAGGAACUGGUUCAGGAGGACCAGCAACCGGUCAAAGUGGCUCAGGAACCUCGGUCGGGAGGAAGAAAGAUGGAGGGCCUUCUUCAAAAUAUUGGGAGAAUUCAGAAACUAUUAAUCAAUUGGAGAGUGUGCGCCAGUGGAUCGGGAAGCACUACAAAAAGUAUGUCCAGACUGACAACCCUUCUAGCAAGUCCCUGGCUGGGCUGGUCAUACAGCUGUUGCAGUUCCAGGAGGAUGCCUUUGGCCGAAGAGUGAACAACCCAGCCCUCACCAAACUGCCCGCAAAAAUCUUCCUUGAAUUCAAGGCAGGGGGUGCCCUGUGUCACAUCCUGGGGUCUGCCUACAAAUACAAGAGCGAACAGGGAUGGCGAAGGUUUGACCUCCAGAACCCUUCCAGAAUGGACAGGAAUGUAGAGCUGUUCAUGAAUGUCGAGAAGACCCUUGUCCAGAAUAACUGCCUGACCCGCCCAAUUGUGUAUCUUUCGUCUGACCUGGAGCAAAAACAAGCCAGCAAACUGAAGGACAUCAUUAAAAGACAUCAGGGAACCAUCACUGAGGAGAAGUCCAAAGCCACCCACAUCAUCCACCCGUCCCCAUCACAGCAAGAGGAAGAUGAGUGGCUGCGUCCUGUUAUGCGCAAGGACAAGCAGGUGCUCAUACAUUGGGGCUUCUACCCGGACAGCUAUGACACCUGGGUGUCUACCAGUGAUGUGGAAGCAGACGUGGAGGACCCACCCAGCUCUGAAAAGCCCUGGAAGGUGCAUGCCAAAUGGGUCCUGGACAUGGACGCAUUCAACGAGUGGAUGAACGAGGAAGACUAUGAGGUGGAUGAGAACAAGAAGCCUGUGAAUUUCCGCCAGCGCAUCUUCCCUCGCGAGGAGGAGUCUUCCCGUACACCCGAUCGCAAGGACCGCAAGUCCAUGGCCGGAGGCAAGAAGAGAAGGCGCUCCCCGUCCCCACCCAGCACCCCUGUCGAAUCCCGCAAGAAAGGCGGAAAGAAGGGGAACCCGGGACUGCACUGGAAGCGCCGUGGGCAUCGCGAUGAUGACGAGCAGGACGACGACCUUACCAAGGACAUGGAGGAUCCGUCGCCCGUGCCUGGAAUGGAGGAGAUCUCACUGCCCAAGAGCGUCAACCAGAAGAAGGACAAUGAAAGUACUCCUGUGAAGGGAGGAACUGUGGCUGAUUUGGAUGAGCAAGAGGAUGGUUCUGUGGUUUCUGGUGGCAAGGAUGAUGAUGAGCAAAGCAAGGCUGAGGUGAACCGCCUGGUGGACUCUGGCGAGGACAACGUGACCGAGCAGACCCACCACAUCAUCAUCCCCAGCUACGCUGCCUGGUUUGACUACAACUGCAUCCAUGAGAUUGAGCGCAGGGCUCUGCCAGAGUUCUUCAACGGCAAAAACAGAUCCAAAACUCCAGAGAUAUACCUGGCGUACCGUAACUUCAUGAUUGACACUUACCGCCUGAACCCGCAGGAGUACCUCACCUCCACCUCCUGCCGUCGCAACCUCACAGGAGACGUGUGUGCGGUCAUGAGGGUCCAUGCCUUCCUGGAGCAGUGGGGACUGAUCAACUACCAAGUGGACGCAGAGAGCCGGCCACUGCCAUGGGCCCACCCCCGACCCCCCCACUUCAACGUGCUGGCUGACACCCCCUCAGGCCUGGUGCCUCUGCACCACCGCCCCCAACAGGUGCCGUCUGCCCAGCAGAUGAUGAGCUUCCCAGAUAAGCCUAAAGACAGCAUUGACCUGCAGAAUUUCGGCCUCCGGAACAUGUAUUCCAAGAAGAACACCAAGCCAAGCAAGGCGGCUGGCAGGGAGUGGACUGAACAGGAGACUCUGCUCCUGUUGGAGGCUCUGGAGAUGUACAAGGAUGACUGGAACAAGGUGUCGGAGCACAUCGGCAGCCGCACACAAGACGAGUGCAUCCUGCACUUCCUGCGUCUGCCCAUCGAGGACCCGUUCCUGGAGAGCACCGAGGCCACGAUGGGGCCCCUGGCCUACCAGCCCGUGCCCUUCAGCCAGUCCGGAAACCCCGUAAUGAGCACCGUCGCUUUCCUGGCCUCUGUGGUAGACCCUCGCGUGGCGGCUGCCGCAGCCAAAGCAGCCCUGGAGGAGUUUUCUCGUGUGCGUGAGGAGGUGCCUGCUGAGCUGGUGGAGGCCCAUGUGAAGAAGGUGCAGGAGGCUGCCCGUAACACAGGCAAGGUGGACCCCUCCUUCGGCCUGGAGAGCAGUGGCAUCGCUGGUACUGCCCCCGAGGAGCCAGAGAAGCCAGAUGUCAGUGAGUCAGAGAAAAUGGACACAGACUCCUCAGACUCCCAGCAGCCCGACAAGUCCCAGGCGGAGUCCAAGGAGGAGUCUGAGAAGCCGAGCGAGUCCACCGAGCGCCCGGUCGAGGGAGACAAGGUGAAGAGCGAGGUGACCGAGCCGGCCGAGCGAGAGGAGGAGGAGAGCGAUGGAGGAGAGGAGAAGAGCAGAGAGAAAGACAAGGAGGAGGCGAUGGAGACCCCGGAGGAGGGGAAGGAGGUAGAGGAGGAGCAGGACGAAGCCCGGAAGAAGAAGGUGGAGCUGGACGUCGGGGAAGGAAACAUCGCCACGGCCGCUGCUGCCGCCCUCGCCUCUGCUGCCACCAAGGCCAAGCACCUGGCUGCCGUUGAGGAGAGGAAGAUCAAGUCUCUGGUGGCCCUACUGGUGGAGACGCAGAUGAAGAAGCUGGAGAUCAAGCUCAGACACUUCGAGGAGCUGGAGACCAUCAUGGACCGCGAGAAAGAAGCUCUGGAGCUUCAGCGGCAGCAGCUGUUGACAGAGCGACAGGCCUUCCACAUGGAGCAGCUGAAGUACGCCGAGAUGAAGGCCCGCCAGCAGAUGGAGCAGCAGGCAGCCGCAGCUGCCGCUGCAGCCCAGAACGCCACUGCCGGCGCUGGAAGCCACCACAGUGGGCCUCCCCCACACGGCCCCCAUGCUCCGCUGGCUACCCACGGACCCACUUCCCACGGGCCCAUGCCAGGCAUGCACCCUGGCCACCCUGGCAACCCUGGAGGACCUGGCCAUCCGGCGGGCCCAGCAGGCUUCCCGCCCAUGCACCACCAGAUGGGACCACACCACCCAGCCCAGACAGGACCAAUGGUAGGCCCAGGCCCGCCGAUGCCAGGUCGCAUGAUGCCUGGCCCACCCCCUGGCGGACCGCCCCCGGGCAGCAUGCCCCCCAUGAUGGGCCCUCGACACCCAGGAGCCCCCAACGGCAUGUACCCCGGACCUCCGCCUGCACAGCAUGAUGGGAUGCCUGCAGCCCCUGUAGGACCUCCAGCGCCUGCGCAGGCCCGUGUCGCUGAGAACUGAACACACACACACAGACCGUUUCUCGUCAUUUUUAGAGCCUCUUGUUUAGAAGGCAAAAGCUGUCCCCCUCUACCCCCCUCUUGCUCACACUGAACCCUGUGGACAGGCCCCUAUCUCUACUGACUGCCUUGCUGGUGGGUGGGUCCUCUCUAAUGAAGCCUCUCUCUCUCUCUCUCUGGGCCUUAUGCCCUCCUCACACCACACACACACACACACACACACACACACACACACACACACGCUUACUAGCUCAGGGCACAUGGACAAGGGUGCCGCGUUCCUUUCCCCCUGCCUCUCCAGCUCAUUAAUAGCACUGGUUACUCCCUUCCCUUCCUCUCUCUUUAGUAAGGCUCUGCCUGGUGCUGGUCGUAGCGCCCCCUGCUGUCUAGUAGCCUCCCAGGGGGCCUCUGGUGCAGAUGUAGCCACUGUCUGGUGGCGGGCUCCUCCUCCCUUGUAAUGUGACGGACCGUAUGUGUAUAUUGUGGUGUUCUGCAUAAGCUAAGUUCACAAAGGGGGACCUGGAAGGAGUUAGUGGGGCGGAAGAGGGGGACUCCUCCUAAACUGAAGGGUUUUUCUUUCAACUUGAGGAGUACCAGGCUUACAGUUCUCUCUCUCUCUCUGUCUCUCUCUCUCUCUGUCUCUCUCUCUCUGCCCCCCCUUCCCUGUGUGUCCCCCUGCAACUCAGAAUUACACUGUAGCUGACGAGCGUCCGCCCCAACUGUGGCACCUCUGCUCUAUGCCCCUGGGCAUCUGGCUCAGUUUUCCCAUUCAGUGCCCGCUGAAGUAGAGCUUUCAGUGUGUGUUAGACUAGCGCGUACCGUGCGUGUGGUGGUGUUACUGUAAAUGGGGAAGUCAAGUUAUUUGCGUCUGUGACCAAACAUAAAUGCACACACACAGAGGGUCACCUGUCCUCUCUCUCUCUCUCUCUCUCUCUCUCUCUCUCUCUCUCUCUC
Clupea harengus (Atlantic herring) is the source of this 4380-nucleotide messenger RNA. It is a transcript of the gene smarcc1a, whose product is annotated as SWI/SNF related BAF chromatin remodeling complex subunit C1a. Gene Ontology annotation, biological process: cell projection morphogenesis. Gene Ontology annotation, molecular function: protein binding. Lineage: Eukaryota; Metazoa; Chordata; Actinopteri; Clupeiformes; Clupeidae. The record is from RefSeq and is a predicted model, not a curated record. Gene Ontology annotation, cellular component: synapse.